UUAUAUGGAAAAGAAUGGAUUCUGGAGUUGGCAAAUGUCCUACAAAACUCAGAAAAGCUCCCUCGCUGCAGCAGUUGAGCUGCUCCCAUCCCCACCACCAACUCUCUCUCUCUAACAUCUCCGACGAACCUCCGCUCCUCUCUCUCUGUCUUUUCUCUCCAUUUUCCCUCAUCUUCCUCAAAUGCGCACAGGAACCAAGUGAAAUUAGAGCAAGAUGCCACUGGUCAGGGUGCAGGUCAAGAGCGAGUUCGGGCUCGGAAAGCCCCAUCUCUACAUGGAGGCCAAUAAUGAAGAUCCGAAAGCCGUCCUCGACGGUGUAGCUGUUGCUGGUCUCGUCGGGAUCUUGAGGCAGUUGGGUGACCUUGUCGAAUUUGCGGGGGAGGUUUUUCAUGGGUUGCAAGAACAGGUUAUGACAACAGCUUCCAGAAGUCACAAAGUCAUGGUUCGCCUCAAACAGAUUGAAGCUGCUCUUCCUUCAUUUGAGAAGGCAAUACUAACUCAAACAAGUCACAUUCAUUUUGCUUACACAGCUGGUUCUGAGUGGCAUCCUCGUAUUCGAACUGAACAAAAUCACUUCAUCUAUCAUGAUUUGCCACGAUUUAUGAUGGAUGCCUAUGAAGAAUGUCGUGAUCCUCCACAACUUCAUUUGCUUGAUAAAUUUGAUACGAGGGGUCCUGGAUCUUGUUUAAAGCGUUAUUCAGAUCCAACGUUCUUCAAGAAAACAUCAACCUCAGGAAAAAUAAGCUUGGAGAAGGUUCGGAGUGACAAAAAGGCUCACAAGAUCAAGAGAAAGAGAUCAUUGGUACACAGUGGAGAAAUGAUACAUGGUGCAUCAAUUUCCAAUCUUAAUAGCAGCUUGCAGUUGACCUCCUUUUCAAAUGAAGGGGCGUCUCUUUCUCAAACUGCUACAGCUGAUCGGAUGAUGAAAUCAGAUGCUGGGGACUCUUUGAAUUCUUUUGAUUCUGGAACAGGGUCAGGAUAUGCUGGAAAUGUUUUGAAAUUAGGUUCUUCCUUGCAAACUAAAGAACAGGAAUUUAGGGAAUCUUCAAGUCCAAGUUUGAUGCAGUAUAGUGAUGCUGCUGAUUCAGUUCUCCCAGAUGAACAAAGUAGGAUUAUGGACGAUAAAUUUCAAUAUGCACCAGAGGAUCAAAUCGAUUCGAGUUUCUCUUCUCAUGUCACAUGGGACGAAAAGGCAGAAAUAUUGAAGCCCAAGAAUCAGCAGGAUGUUAGAGAAAUGACAGAAAUAGUGCAGUCAAGAGGUCUAGAGGAUGUUAGAGAAAUGGUAGAAACAGUGCAGCUAAGGACUGAACUGGAUGUUAGAGACAUGGCAGAAUUUGUGCACCCAAGGUCCCAACAGGAUGUUAGAGAAAUGGCUGAAAUAGUGCAGCCAAGGACUCAAAAGGAUGUUAGAGAUAUCGAAGAAAUAGUGCAGCCAAGGACUCAACAGGAUGUUAGAGAAAUGGCAAAAAUAGAGCAACCAAGGACUCAGCAGGAUGUUAGUGAAACAUCUGAAAUUGUGCAGCCAGAGACUCAGAAGGACGUUAGAGAAACUGAAGAAAUUGCGCAGCCAAGUUCCCAACAGGAUAUUAGAGAGAUGGCAGAAAUUGUGCAGCCAAGGACUCAACAGGGUGGCACAGAAAAGGCAGAAAUGAUGGAGCCGGGCAGUCAACAGGGUGGUAGAGAAAAAGUGGAGAUGGUGGAGUCGACGAAUCAACAGCAUGAUAAAGUUAAAGAUCAAGAAUAUAAAGUUCCUGUACCUCAAUCUUCCCUGGAUCCAUGUGAAACGGAAGGCCUUUACCUUAUAAAGGAUGAACAAACGAGCACGCUAGCUAAUAUUGGUCACCCUUUAGAAUCAAAUUACGACAGGAGUGUGUUUGAUGAAAUUGGAAGUGAAACGGACAAUUAUAUGGAUGCACUCAACACAAUUGAGUCAGAAUCUGAAACUGACAUUGAUUGCCAGACUAAACGAGAAGUAGAGCCAUGCACAUCCAAUAUAAAGUGUGAAGUAGUAGAUCCAAUGCAUGACCUCCUUGAAUCUAGUUUAGGUCCUGAUAUUCCAAUUCUUAACCAGAGCAGUGAGCCUCUUGUUUCUUCAGAUGGUUUUUACCAUGAGCAAAGGCUUGAAAACACCAUGAAGGUUUCUAGUCCUGACCGUCCCCUAGUAACCGACCCGCAUGGCAAAGAAAGUUCCACAAUGGAAUCUGAUAUCACUGAUUCCUUCCCUCCAGGCUCCAAUUCUAGUUUAGAGGAUCAAUCUGGAAUUAAAUUAUUGAACAGAAUACAUGAAUCUGAAAAGGUUUCUUUCUCCAGCAAUCUUUCAGAUAAGUUCUGGACUAAUGGUGGCUUGCUAGGACUUCAGCCAUCAAAGCCUCCUUCUUGGGCCGUACCAAAUGCUGCUUGUGAGAACUCAAGUAAAGGUGAAAAACGUGGCCCUUCUGAUCAUGCACAGGAAAUAAAAAUGGAUAAUUUUCCAGAGGUUGCUAUUAAUAUUGAAAAGGAUUCAACUUCUAAUAAGUCCUCAUUGCACGGUGAUGAUCGUUCAAGCGAUGGACCUAGUUAUGCUCAUAUGAAUAAUGUGGUAAAAAGAAAUGUGAUAGCAGCAGCUGGAAUUGCGCUUCCAGCUGUACCUAAUGGCAAUGCCAUGCCUACUCAAACCAUUAUGGAGAAAGAUGAAAACUCCAAUGAAAAUUCUGGACUUAGCCAUCAAUUGCUUGUAAAUGGCUUUCAUAGAAAACUGACGCUACUACAUGAUGAAAGAUUUGAGGCUACAUGUAUGAAUACAGAUGGUGCAGGGAAGAGAAAUGGCUCCCAAGAUACUGUUUUUGAAACAAUGUAUGAAAGGACUUCCACAGAGCAAUUAGCCAGUGAUUCUUCGUCGGAUUCAUGUCCUUCGCCCCCACUUGAUCACAUGAAGAUCUCUUUCCAUCCUGUCUGUGGUUUUGAAACUUCAAAAUUGAAACUGAGAUUUCCUGAUGGCAGUGAUGGUCGCGGAAGCAAUAAGGACAUAUUUCCAUCCUUUCAGUUGGCCCCAGAGGAGUCUAUUUCUGUGCAUGAGAUUGGCUCUGAGUCUGAUGAUGACACAUUCUGCAGAUCAUCUCCAUGUAGGUCUGAUGAUUGUCUUAGUAAUCACUCUAAGUCAAAUUCUGACCUGUGGGAGUCUGAUGACACUCCAGAAACCACAGGCAAGAACUUGUAUGAUGUGCACCACAUGCCACAGACGGAGUCUUUGUCUACAUCAUUUGAGCUUCAGGGAAUCACAAAAAGCGGCAUCACUAUGGCCGAUGAAAGUGAAAAUUUGAACGUUAAAAAGGGCAUGGAUGAAUCUCUUUCUGGUCCAUCUCUUGAUCUUCCAUGUUUUGACAUUGCGAACCCUGUAAUAAGUGGAAGAAUUAGGUCGCAAUGUUCAGAUAGCCCUACUCCAGCUCCGCCACCUCUUCCUCCUGCACAAUGGUGCGUUUCAAAAACAUCCUUAGAUGUGUCCGAUGGCCAGAAGGAUCUAUCUGCUCAUUCAAAACAAGUGGAACCAGUCUGCUCGCAGCAAGCGCCCAAUGCAAACAAGUCAAAUGGCAAGAAGCCAAAACAAGUGAUAGUGGAUGGUCAGAAAGAACUAAACCACAUUGGAAAUGACAAAGUGAUGGAUUCUAGGGAAGAUUUCCUGCAACAAAUUAGAGCAAAAUCAUUCAACCUACGGCGCACAGUGAUUGAGAAGCCCAGUACUCAAACUGGACCUGCUACCCACAUCAAAGUCACAGCAAUUUUGGAGAAAGCCAACUCAAUCCGCCAGGCUGUUGGAAGCGACAAUGGUGAAGACGACGACGAUUCAUGGAGCGAUGCCUAAUUGUAGAUAUGAAACCAAAUUUUAGGCGUUGGAAAACCUAUGUUUGAACAUACUCGCAACAAGCAGCAAUACAGCCAGCGCACACAAAAAGCCUGAAAAUGCUUGUAAAUUGGAUUGCCUGCUUCAUCUUCCCAGUCAAGAUUUCAUCUGUUCAUGAUCCUGAAACAAAAACGUUUCUAUCAAUCUACACGAAAAUAAACAAAUAAACAAAUAGUUGCAUUCCAUGUAGGUUGCUAAUUUCCCCAGUGAUCUAUUAAAGAAUAUAAAGUUCCUUUCAAAGUCUUCAAAGAAUCAUUCAAACAAAUAUUUGGGUCAAUUCUGCAGAAAAGGAACAAAAAAUAUACAGAAUUUGAUUGCGUGGAUUGGCCAAUUGAUUGACCAAGAAAGAGCAACAUUUGUGUAAGCUAAGCCAGUCUGGAUUAUACUCUGUAUCCCAUUCAUAGAUAUGAUCUAUUACUUAUAUUUCUGCCA
Molecule: messenger RNA, 4309 nt
Organism: Cucurbita pepo subsp. pepo (vegetable marrow)
Lineage: Eukaryota; Viridiplantae; Streptophyta; Magnoliopsida; Cucurbitales; Cucurbitaceae
Product: protein SCAR3
Biological process (GO): positive regulation of Arp2/3 complex-mediated actin nucleation; actin cytoskeleton organization
Cellular component (GO): cytoskeleton
Molecular function (GO): Arp2/3 complex binding; protein kinase A regulatory subunit binding
Source: RefSeq, a predicted model, not a curated record